This is a messenger RNA of Anolis sagrei ordinatus, 1840 nucleotides long. RefSeq names its product lysosomal amino acid transporter 1 homolog. Gene Ontology annotation, molecular function: L-lysine transmembrane transporter activity. Lineage: Eukaryota; Metazoa; Chordata; Lepidosauria; Squamata; Anolidae. The record is from RefSeq and is a predicted model, not a curated record. Gene Ontology annotation, cellular component: lysosomal membrane.
AAGGGAAGGAAAGAAGGGAAGGAAAGAAGGCAGGAAGCAGGCGAAGAAGGCAAGCAGGCAGCGGCCUCUCCUGAACCAAAGGCGGUCGGGGCUCCGGCUGAACGAUCACAUGAUGCCGAUCUUUUCUAGUAUUAAUGGGCAGUUUGAUGCUCCAGCAUGCGCCACAUCGUGUUGUUAGAGCUACCACAGAGGCCUCGCAGGAACAUGAAGGCCCCGAGGUAAUGAAUCACUCUAACAGAAGAUUGGAUAUCUCAGAACAGGAUCUUUAAUCCUUAUCAGUGGUUGCCGCUCUGUGAGGUUGGAAAGAAAUUGUUGUACCAAGUCAUCCAUCUGGAUGUGGGAGCUUUGAAGGGGGAGAAAGAAUAUUCAGAAUUGGUAAACGGAUUUGCAUGGGGUUCAGAACUGAGCCAACUUCUGAAAUAAUAUCCCCGAACUUGAAUAGAUGGCUCUCCAGCAGCAUCUACAAGCUUUUAAUAUCUCCCCAGUAGAGGAGAGGAGAUUGUGUCUAAAUGGAACACCCUGGAUUUGGCAUCUCCUUGAAGAAUGUGUCGGGAACGCGUGGGAGUAUUGGAGCGUUGUCAUAGGGCUGAUCUCCAUUGUCUGCUUUCUCUUUGCUGCUCUACCUCAAUUGUACGUGGCCUAUCAGAAUGGAAAAGUGGACCAAGCGCUGUCAUUGGGGUUUCUUCUGUGCUGGAUUGCUGGAGACCUCACCAGUUUUAUUGGGUGUUACUUGACAAAUCAACUGCCAAUACAGAUCAUCACUGCCAUUUUUUACAUUUACAUGGACAUAAUUAUGAUAUCCCAGUUUGCCUAUUAUAAGCUAAAGAAUCAGAAGGUGACAAAAUGUGGUACAAACUUGAAGAAUGGCUGUAUAGCUUGGAUCUUGCUGUGCAUAGUACUGUGUAUGAUUUUACCUAGUCAACUGCUGCUACGAAACCAGGUCCUGAACACUAUUUUAAGAAAAAGUGAGAGAUCCCGUGGUAUCAUAGAGAUGUCAGGCUUCAUUUGUGGCUAUGUGUCAUGCGUGUUUUAUUUAGGAUCGAGAAUUCCUCAGCUGUAUAAAAAUUUCCAAAGAAGAUCGACAGAAGGCACGUCUUAUCUGUUGUUUGCCUUAGCCAUGAUGGGGAACUGUACCUACGGUCUAAGUCUUAUCUUAAAAAUGCCUGCAAGAAAAUAUCUCAUUGGUUUAUACUUCUGGCAUCAUCUCCCUUGGCUCAUUGGAAGUUUUGGAGUUUUGGUUCUAGAUAUUUUUAUUACUGCUCAAUUUAUUAUGUACCGGAAACACAAGGAGAGAACAACUAACUUGGUGGCAUUUGAAGUUGAACCCUUGCUAAUAAAUGAAGAUUUCUAAUGUUUAUAACAUCACUGUUACCUUCCUGUAAAAAGAAAGGUCACAUUUCGUCAUAACAAUCAUAACCCAAGUCUCAGUGGUUCGGCGUGUUCUUGCCAAAUACGAUAAAAUCUGGAUGUGCCCCAAUGUUUUCAUUCUGAUAUUGUCAAGAUUUUUGAUAAGCAAAAGAUGAUGCUCCCAAUAGACUCAGCAUAUUGGCACUUCCUUGUAUUUGUUUGGCUUGGAUAGAUACUGUUACAAAAGAGAAAUGAGGCCAGAUCUAUUCAUUCCAGGGUGAUCUUCAAUUAAUGGAUUUUAAGAAGUUGAAAUCCUAAAAGACUACGCAGCAUAGGAAGAAACAUGUCAAAUUUUGCAAGAUCAGGUGCUAAGUUGCAACAAAACCAAAAACUAUAUUUGUCUUCAACAAAUGUUUUCAUACUUAAAUAAUUCUCAAGUUCCAUACUACUUUUCUGAGCCAGUGUGAUAAUAAAUUGUUUUAUUUACCAAAAA